AUGUCCUGGACUCAGAAGAACUUCACCUUACCCUCGCGUAGCCGUGGCUCCUACCUCAUAACCGACCAUGUCCUCUCCGAAGUCCCCGAGAUCCGCGACUACAAGGUUGGCAUGCUGAACCUAUUCGUGCAGCACACCAGCUGUGCGCUCUCACUAAACGAGAACUGGGACGACGAUGUACGCGCCGAUAUGAGUGAUGCUCUCGAUCGCAUCGCGCCAAUGGAUCGGAAGGGAAACCUUUAUCGCCAUUCUGCUGAGGGAGAGGAUGAUAUGCCGGCUCAUAUCAAGUCUGCUCUCAUUGGUGCCUCUGUCAGUAUUCCUAUUACCAAUGGUCGUCUGGCUACCGGUACCUGGCAGGGAAUUUGGUACCUUGAGUUCCGUACUAGUCGGCACUCGCGAAAGGUCGUUGCGACCAUUCAGGGUGAGAAGGCCUGA
Molecule: messenger RNA, 435 nt
Organism: Penicillium waksmanii
Lineage: Eukaryota; Fungi; Ascomycota; Eurotiomycetes; Eurotiales; Aspergillaceae
Product: YjbQ family protein
Exons: 2
Coding region: 1-435 (144 amino acids)
Source: RefSeq, a predicted model, not a curated record